AUGUGUAUUGUAGGUCUGGAAGAGAUCCCGUUCUAUCACAUUUGGAGCGGCAGUCAGAGACCUCUGCACUGCACCUUCAGCCUGGAGAGAGGCAGCCUUGCCGUGUCGCAGCUCACCUGUAAGAUCUGCGUGCGACAGGUGGAAGGGGAGGGACAGAUAUUCCAGCUGCAUACAGACAUCCAGGAGACUUUACCGCCACACUCGCCCCUCCCCUCAGGAGGCACCUGCCUGCCCUCCUCCCAAGUGGGACCCUAUGCCUUUCGCUUGCCUGACUCCAUCCGCCAGAAGAUCUGUGCCAGUUUGGAUGCACCCAGCGCUCGCGGGUGUGACUGGAGGCUACUGGCACGCAGUCUGGGCUUUGACAGGUACUUGAACUAUUUUGCAACAAAGCCCAGCCCCACAGGUGUUCUACUGGACUUAUGGGAAGCCUGUCACCAAGGUGACGCAGACCUGGUCUCUCUGGCGACUGCGCUGGAAGAAAUGGGCAAAAGUGAAGUGCUAGUUGUCAUGACAACAGAUGGGGAUUGUUGAUUGGGCACGGAACAAGAGAGCAAACAAGACUUCUCUUUUUUUCUUUCCUUUUUUUUUUUACUGGCGUGAUGAAAAUAAGAAAACCUGCCUAUGAAUAUGCACACCCUGCGAGUUUUUGGUUUUCACACGUACUGCGUUACCUCUGUCUCAUCUCGCUUUCUCUCCACUGGCCACUGAUCAGCCACCGUAGCUGCAUCCACCAUAAUCCAUCUCCAUCCUCAGAUAACUGAUUCAGCUUGAAUCCACCAAAGCAAUGUUGCAUAUGCAAGAGUUAAAAGUCUGAGGGUAACAAAAGUAUAAAAUAAGUGUGAAGUCACCUGUUGGUGUUAUUUCAUGACACUUUUCUUUUAUAUAAUACAAAAUAAUCCAUGUAUUCAGCACGCACAAUAACCCAGUCAGACAAAUGCUAUCAUGGGAUCACCCAGGUUUCAGUGGCAGCAUGAAAGUGCAUGAUUUAUCCACCAUCUCACCUCAUGGCAGGGGCCUUUGUUUUCUCCACUGUCGCUCUGUGUGAGCAGUGAAUGACGGGCAGCACCGACCCGUCCACAACCCCCUCAGGCUACAGAUGCACGUGGACAAACUGGUCAUUAAUCGCCUUUGAAUGAGACAUCCUGGGAUUUCCGGUUUAACUGCUUCAACUGUCAACAAAUCGUACGAGCGCAGAGCUCUCGAGGUUCCAGACCUUGAGCUUAAAGCUUUGGGCUGAUUUUUUUUUCUUCUAAACAACAGGUGCCUCCUCUUUGUGGUGGGAGGGCGAAUUCUGUUGAUGGAAGUGUGUUUUAAGAAUUGGUGGAUAACUCAACCGGCUGACUCUUUAUAUUGUACAGCACCAACAAAUGCCUCAAAGCCUUGGCACAUCUUUCCGACUCACUUGGGUGUUUCUCUUUCAUCUCUCCUCGCGUUCCUCUAUCGCGCUGCCACACUCCUCCAAGCUGUUGAGAAUAAACUGCAGGAGAGCUUUCUGGUCAUCUCUUAAAAGUUUCCUUUGGGGAACGCUCUAUAAGUUAUUAUCCAUUUGUGGAUUUUUUUGUUUCCCAUUGUCAUUGCUGUCACGAUAUAUAGACGCAGUUUUAUCAUUUGUGCUUCUUUAGGCUACUGAGCUGCUGUCUUAUUUUUUAUUCUGCGGGCCAAAUGGGAGACAUAGGUGCACAGUGGAUGUCUCAUGUUUAUUUGUUAUUUUUAAAACUGUGCAUCUAUUCAAAAAGUAAAAAUAUGAAGUGUAAAACAUGAUUAUAGGUGGUGAAAUGUCAAAUGCGGUCACUGUUUUCGAUCGGCUUUUUGCUUUCCUGUGACUGAGUGCGGUUUCCACUGCUCAGAGAUGAAUAUUGCAGAAUAGAUUAGCCUCGCUUUGUGUCAACUAGGCAGCGAGGGCCCAUCAAAUUUACCUCAGCGCUAACUGAAUCAUGUUUCUAUCUAUUCUCUGUACGCCAUUUAACUACAUGUGUCCAUCUGUCAACGUAUCGCCAUAAUGCUCAUUAUGUCUCCGUCCUCUUAAUCUGAUAACGCAUUGUUAACCUCUUUACUAAGCCGCCUGCUUUGUGGUCAGGGCCCCUCAAGCUACUCGCAUUAUCAAUAUCGUUCUGUCAGUUUAUUGUUGGACGGGAAUUGAAAACGCUGUCGUCAGUAACAUCAUCGUCUUUACUUAAUUUCUGUGUGUUAUUGAAUCUGUUUUCUCCCUGGAGAGCAAAAAAAGAAAUAAAGUGUUCAUGUCUUUGAAACCACUAAAACCAAAACACAGGCAGUAUCCCUCCUCUCCAGCAGUGAGUCACGUAACUGCUUUGUGUGAAUGGACUUAAAAUAUACGUGUGUGUGAGAGUGUGUGUGUGUGUGUGUGUGGGCAGGUGGAUGUGCAAAUACAGUGUGUGCACACACUCAAGGUCUGUCAUUUCUCUUUGUAAGUGCUAUGCAAGUACAAAAGAAAAGCAAAGCAUUUUGAAUUCUUUUGUUUCCUGGAAUAGUAAAUUCUAUUUUUUCAGCCCAGGGCAAUGACAGGGUUUUGUUUUUGUAUCCUGAAGUGGUUUAACUGUGCUGAUGGUAAAUGUCUGUGGGAGAAUCCUCCAUCUGGAUCCACCAACGAAGGAAGAAACUACUGAGAAAAAAAAAAAGCACACGUGGAAAAAGAAAAC
Paralichthys olivaceus (Japanese flounder) is the source of this 2657-nucleotide messenger RNA. The record is from RefSeq and is a predicted model, not a curated record. Lineage: Eukaryota; Metazoa; Chordata; Actinopteri; Pleuronectiformes; Paralichthyidae.